Megalobrama amblycephala (Wuchang bream) is the source of this 1584-nucleotide messenger RNA. RefSeq lists its product as uncharacterized. NCBI's taxonomy places the organism in Eukaryota, Metazoa, Chordata, Actinopteri, Cypriniformes, Xenocyprididae. Bases 145 to 969 code for a protein of 274 amino acids. The transcript has 4 exons. The record is from RefSeq and is a predicted model, not a curated record.
GUAUCUGUGGAGGGAGGAGAGAGAAGGCGAGCAGCGAAGGAGAUCAGACUUGUUAUCAUUGAGUGCAAACCACAGCGCUUUGAGCUUGAGCACCUCGAGUGAUGCUAUUUCAGAGCCCUGAACUGAUCAAUACUGUUGAAGAAAAUGUUCGAAAGAUUAGUUUUGUUCUGUUUGUGCUGUUGCCGUCUGAUUGGUGUGUUUGCUGAUUCAGAUGCAGUGAAGUCAGUGUCAGUGAUGGAGGGAGAUUCAGUCACUCUACAGAUUAAUGUUACUGAAAUACAGACAGAUGAUCUGAUCUUGUGGAACUUUAAAACGAAAGGGCCUCUUAUUGCGAAAAUCAACCGCGCGACCAACGACAGCUCAAUUUAUUAUAAAGUUCUUGGUGGGAGAUUCAGAGACAGACUGAAGGUGGAUCAUCAAACAGGAUCUCUGACCAUCACAAACACCAGAAUCACAGACUCUGAAGUCUAUCAAAUAACCAUCAGCCGCAGUAAAGAAAAAACCAUACAUAGAUUCAGUGUCGCUGUCUAUGCUCGUCUGCCCGUUCCAGUCAUUAUCAGUGAAUUCCCAGAAAAUUCAUCAUCAGUGUCCAGAUGUGUGCAGCUGUGUUCAGCUGUGAAUGUGAGUCAUGUGACUCUCUCCUGGUACAAAGGCAACCGUUUAUUCUCCAGCAUCAGUGUGUCUGAUCUCAACAGAAGCCUUUCUUUACACCUGGAGUGUCUGGAUGAUUCGUACAGCUGUGUGCUGAACAACUCCAUCAGCAACCAGACUACAUAUGUUAACAUCACUGAGCUCUGUCAGCCAUGUUCAGAUUGUGCUUUCUGUUGUCAUGCUUCUGAAGUUGUCAUCCGAUUGGUCGCCUCUGUUCUGGUGGGCGUGGCUACUGUUUUUGUUUUAGUUUAUGACAUCAUCACAUCCAGGAAAGGUUCACUGAUGAUUGCAGAGCAAAAGGUACAAACCAAAGCUUAGUUUAGGGUCCAAUUCUCCCCGUCAUUUCACAGUCUAGGUUAACUACAGACUCAAUAUAGUCUGGCUAUGAGUAACCCACAUCUAACCUUGAAUUCGGUUACGUGACAUUUUUGCCAAAAUAACUUGUGAGAUGUAUGAAACGUAAGCGAAGUCGACAGUGAUUAUAAGGUGUUUGGUUUCAUUUCUUUGACAUGUUCUGUGUAGUCUGUGUGUCUAUUCUUGGGCUAUGGUUAGACGUCCAAAUUGGCUUGUUUUAGCCUAGACAUCCUAAUCUAAAGUGUGACUGAAUUUCUUUCUUAGUUCACCACAAGAAAAGACUUAAGUUUUUCUUUUAGUACAUCCAUUAGGAUUUAUUUUAUAUUCAUUUUGUUGGUUAAGAAAUUGAGAAGAAUCAACUUGCUUUAAACUGCUAGCAUUUUUUUUUUUUAUAUUAGUUUGUUUGUUUUUAAUCCAUAUUUAAUUUUCUGAGUUUUUUUGAGUUGACAACUUACAGCCUUGUGUCAACCUAUUUUAGGCUGAAUUAACAAGUGUAUUUGCAAAUUUAAUUGAAAUCUGAAUAUGUAUACUUUUGCAUUUGAUUCUGCAUAAUCACUAAUAUCACAAUGUCUUUAGUUC